Lathyrus sativus (Indian pea) is the source of this 1032-nucleotide messenger RNA. NCBI's taxonomy places the organism in Eukaryota, Viridiplantae, Streptophyta, Magnoliopsida, Fabales, Fabaceae. The record is from the annotation of a GenBank genome assembly.
AUGGUUCUGUGCUGCAAAGACUGUGCUUCAGGUGUAACUGAACCUGUGAAAUCCAAGAAAAAAGAAGCAUCUGUGAAUGCAAAAACUUCUACAAGUCGAGAAAAAGACGACAAAAUCGUCUUUUUCGCGGAUUGUAAUCAUUUUGCAUUUGAUCUGGAGGACCUUCUGAGAGCUUCUGCUGAGGUAUUUGGAAAGGGUGUGUUUGGUACAACAUAUAGAGCUGCUUUAGAUGAUGCAACCACUGUGGUGGUGAAGAGAUUGAGAGAUGUUGCUGUGGGGAAAAAGGAGUUUGAACAACAGAUGGAAGUUGUAGGGAAACUUAAGCAUGAAAAUGUGGAUGCAAUAAAAGCUUAUUAUUAUUCAAAGGAUGAGAAACUAGUUCUUUCUGAUUAUUAUCAACAAGGCAGUGUUUCUUCCAUGUUACAUGUCAAAAGAGGAGAAGGAAGCACUUCUCUAGACUGGGAUAGCAGAUUAAGGAUCGCGGUCGGCACAGCAAGAGGCAUUGCUCACAUCCAUGCUCAGCGAGGAAACCUAGUUCAUGGAAACAUAAAAGCCUCAAACAUUUUCCUCAACUCACAGGGAUAUGGCUGUGUAUCUGACAUAGGUUUAGCAACAUUGAUGAGUUCAGUACCUUUAGCAGACACUAGUGUAACAGGAUACCGCGCGCCAGAAGUAACCGAUACGCGUAAAGCAACGCAGUCGUCUGAUGUAUACAGUUUCGGUGUUCUGUUACUUGAGCUUCUAACUGGGAAAUCACCUUUAUAUGCUUCAGAUGGGGAACAGGUUGUUGACUUGGUUAGAUGGGUGAAAUCUGUUGUUAAAGAGGAAUGGACUGCAGAGGUAUUUGACGUGGAGCUUUGGAAGUAUUCAAAUGUAGAAGAAGAAAUGGUGGAGAUGCUGCAGAUUGGGAUAAAUUGUGCUGUAAGAAAGCCAUAUCAGAGACCACAAAUGUCUGAAGUUGUGAAAAUGAUGGAAGGGAUUUGUCCCGAGUCUAGAUCAGAAGUUUCUACUCCAACUAUUUGUGCAACUUAA